Messenger RNA from Abrus precatorius (Indian licorice), 1418 nucleotides. RefSeq names its product glucan endo-1,3-beta-glucosidase 14-like. The transcript is spliced from 4 exons. Bases 72 to 1229 code for a protein of 385 amino acids. The record is from RefSeq and is a predicted model, not a curated record. Gene Ontology annotation, cellular component: plasma membrane. Gene Ontology annotation, molecular function: hydrolase activity, hydrolyzing O-glycosyl compounds. NCBI's taxonomy places the organism in Eukaryota, Viridiplantae, Streptophyta, Magnoliopsida, Fabales, Fabaceae. Gene Ontology annotation, biological process: carbohydrate metabolic process.
GGUGGCCAACCUUGCAUCAUCUCAGUUUCUGUGCAUAGAAGUGUGGUGGUCUGGGUUGGAUCAGAUCAGUUAUGACAAACUGUUUCCUCUUCUUCAUAUCAGUGCUUUUGCUUCUUCUCCACAUUUCGGAUUUAUUUGUGCAAAUCCAUGGCCUUCCUUUUGGAAUCAACUAUGGACAGAAAGCUAACAAUUUACCUCCUCCAUCUCAAGUGGCUGUUCUUAUAAAAUCUAUGAAUGUAAGUAGGAUCAAACUCUAUGAUGCUGAUCCAAUUGUUCUUGUUGCCUUCUCCCAAUCCAAUGUGGAAUUCGUUAUAGGACUUGGAAAUGAGUCCUUGCAGAACAUGACAAACGCUGCUAAAGCUCAAACAUGGAUUCAGCAGUAUGUUCAACCUUACCUUUCACAGACUAAUAUCACUUGCAUCACUGUGGGAAAUGAAGUCUUAGACAGCAAUGAUACUCAGCAAAUGUUCAACCUUCUUCCAGCAAUGCAAACUUUGCAUGAUGCCCUUGUUGAUCUUGGACUAGACCAACAAGUUACUGUCACAACCGCACAUUCUUUUAACAUAUUAGCCAAUUCCUACCCUCCUUCAUCUGGGGCUUUUAGGGAAGAUCUUAUGCAAUAUAUCCAACCCCUUCUUAACUUUCAUGCACAAAUCAACUCACCUUUCCUCAUCAAUGCAUAUCCUUUCUUUGCAUACAAGGAUAACCCAAAUGAGGUUCCUUUAAACUAUGUCCUUUUUCAGCCAAAUCCAGGUUUGGUUGAUCCAAAUACCAAUUUGCAUUAUGAUAAUAUGUUGUAUGCUCAAAUUGAUGCUGUCUAUGCUGCCAUCAAAGCAAUGGGGCAUACUGAUAUUGAAGUAAGGAUUUCUGAGACUGGUUGGCCUUCUAAGGGUGACCCUGAUGAGGUUGGAGCUACACCACAGAAUGCAGCAUUGUACAAUGGUAACUUGCUGCAAAGGAUUGAGCAGAAGGAAGGCACUCCUGCAAAGCCAUCAGUUCCAAUUGAUAUAUAUGUGUUUGCACUUUUUAAUGAGGAUUUGAAGCCUGGUCCAGCAUCAGAGAGGAACUAUGGCCUUUACUAUCCUGAUGGUACUCCAGUUUAUAACAUUGGAUUACAAGGUUAUCAACCACAGAUGCCUAUGGCCUCCAAAUCCAAUGCUAUGUAUGUCAAUUUUCUUGUUUGUGUAAUUACAUGCUUGAUCUUUGCUUGGGUGCUAUCAAGAUCAUGAUCAAAAGAAGGGAGGGGCACAAAGGAAACACAGGAAUUCCUAUACGUCAUUCUCUUGCAAAAAAUGCGAUUCAAGGGAGAGGGAAAAGCAGCACCGUUUUCUUUCAUUUGUCCAAUGAAAUCCCUAAACUUUGAUUGAAAGCCAUGGCACCAAUUGGUCGGUGGUUUGGUAAAUAUAACUCAUACUAUC